CUGUAAAUAAUUUCCAAUGUAUGAUAUAAUUAAAAUAGGUUAACGAGAAAAAAGACGUUUGAACACGUGUGAAAGAGAAAAGUAUUUUAUAUCACUUUAUAUACAAAAUAUAAAAAGAUACAUAAAUAAAAAAAAAACAAUAUUCCAAAAUGUAUCUCAUGUAUUAUUUGAAUGAAAAGGGAGAUCGAGUAUAUACUUUAAAGAAAGUGGAUCCUAACGGAAGACCUACAUUAUCAGCACAUCCAGCUCGAUUUUCUGUGGAAGAUAAAUAUUCAAGAGAAAGGAUUACAAUGAAAAGGAGAUUUGGUCUACUUUUAACACAAAAACCACUACCUAGCUAUUAACAUUAUACAGAUAUAAAAUCAUGUUAGAUUGGUUUAAGUUAGAUUAGGUUAAAUUUUAUUGGAAAAUGUAGACGUGUGUGCAAAUGAAAUGUAUAAUUGAAAGAACUUAUACAUAUAUACAUAUAUAAUAAUACAAUGUGGUUUUGUGCAAGCACAUAUAAUAAUCUAUAUCUCUGUCACCAGAGAUAGUUCAACUUUUACACCUACAACUUCCUUUAGUGAUAAUUGACGGAAAUGCAUGUACAGACUCAUACUAAUGCAUUCGGUACCAUAUAACUGUAAUACGUAUAUAAUGAUUAAAGAAUUUAUUAAUAUAAUUUAAAUUUUAGAUAAAUAAAUUUAUUAAUUUGUAUAAAAUAUUGGAUUGAUCUGUUAAUAUAGGAAACAAAACCACAUUUCUUACAUAUUAUUUUUAUACAGAUACAUAUAUUUACUAUAAACAAAUUUUAUUUGCAGUUUUUUAACUGUAUCUUCACAUAUUAUUUAUAAAGAAUAAAAACUUUGUUCUAUACAGUA
Formica exsecta is the source of this 860-nucleotide messenger RNA. It is a transcript of the gene Nop10, whose product is annotated as H/ACA ribonucleoprotein complex subunit 3. Lineage: Eukaryota; Metazoa; Arthropoda; Insecta; Hymenoptera; Formicidae. The transcript has 3 exons. Gene Ontology annotation, biological process: rRNA pseudouridine synthesis; positive regulation of telomerase RNA localization to Cajal body; ribosome biogenesis. Gene Ontology annotation, molecular function: telomerase RNA binding; box H/ACA snoRNA binding. The record is from RefSeq and is a predicted model, not a curated record. Gene Ontology annotation, cellular component: box H/ACA snoRNP complex; box H/ACA telomerase RNP complex. Bases 150 to 344 code for a protein of 64 amino acids.